Lingula anatina is the source of this 2923-nucleotide messenger RNA. Its product is annotated as WD repeat-containing protein 5. Lineage: Eukaryota; Metazoa; Brachiopoda; Lingulata; Lingulida; Lingulidae. Gene Ontology annotation, molecular function: histone binding. Gene Ontology annotation, cellular component: Set1C/COMPASS complex. The record is from RefSeq and is a predicted model, not a curated record.
ACGCACGCGCGAUUUCCCGCACUAGAGCGCACGUUGUCACACAUGCUGUUGUUUAUUUCAUUCGUUUUAAUUUGACUUUGCCGGUUUGAGUCCUGCAAGCAAGUGAUCCGCAUUUUUUCAGUUAUUUGAUUCCGGCAAAAGAUGUCAGCUGAAGAUGCAGUAAAAUCUGAUGCUCCAACCAAACCAUCCACAACCAUUGCCAGUACAAACAACAGUGGCAGCAGCAAAUCUCAGCCAUUGAAGCCUAACUAUACACUGAAGUUUACAUUAGCAGGACAUACUAAAGCAGUGUCAUCAGUCAAGUUCAGUCCCAAUGGAGAGUGGCUGGCAAGUUCUUCUGCAGACAAAUUGAUAAAGAUAUGGGGAGCUUAUGAUGGAAAGUUUGAGAAGACGAUAAGUGGACAUAAGCUGGGUAUCUCUGACCUAGCUUGGUCCACGGACAGCAGGCUGAUAUGUAGUGCAUCAGAUGAUAAAACACUCAAAAUAUGGGAUGUUGCCACGGGCAAGUGUUUAAAGACUUUAAAAGGACACAGCAAUUAUGUGUUUUGUUGUAACUUCAACCCUCAAUCAAACCUUAUAGUCUCUGGAUCAUUUGAUGAAAGUGUCAGGAUCUGGGAUGUGCGGACAGGGAAGUGCUUAAAAACUCUGCCAGCUCACUCUGACCCAGUUACUGCUGUCCAUUUUAACAGAGAUGGUUCUCUAAUUGUGUCCAGUAGCUAUGAUGGAUUGUGCCGUAUAUGGGAUACCGCAUCAGGCCAGUGUUUAAAAACUUUAAUUGAUGAUGAUAAUCCACCAGUGUCAUUUGUCAAAUUUUCACCCAAUGGAAAGUACAUCUUGGCAGCAACAUUAGACAACACUCUUAAAUUGUGGGACUACAGCAAAGGGAAGUGCCUGAAGACUUACAGCGGCCACAAAAAUGAAAAGUAUUGUAUAUUUGCCAACUUUUCUGUAACUGGAGGAAAGUGGAUUGUUUCCGGUUCUGAAGAUAAUAUGGUUUAUAUAUGGAAUCUCCAGACCAAGGAUAUUGUACAGAAGCUAGCUGGGCACACAGAUGUGGUUCUCUGCUGUGCUUGCCAUCCUACAGAGAAUAUUAUUGCCUCAGCAGCAUUGGAAAAUGACAAAACCAUCAAACUAUGGAGGAGUGAUGUAUAGCAAUGGUGGCCAGUGUUGAAUUUUAUUAAAUCCAAAACAUUUUCACAAUUAAGGCUAAAAUGCCACCAGGCAUCUAUCUACUUCAUAAAAGUAAAUAUUCCUGGACUCUUUUAUAUAUAGAAUUUUUUUCAGUGAAUAUUUCGGAUCUGCAAAAGUAUUUACACUGGAAUUAAGACAUCAUCCAGUUAGAAAUUUCAUCAUUUAGGAUUGUUCAUUGUAAGAGCUUUCAUUAUUCUGAAUUAUACUUGUCAUACUGAUAUAAGUGAAUGAAACAUAAAGCAGGUUUUUGCUUAUAUCUUGAAUUUUUGAGGGGAAAGCUAUUAAGUUUAGACAUUCUGCAAGGUGCUUCCACCCUUUCAUUUACUGACAUUACUUUGAUAAACAGCAUGUUCCUCUUGUUGACCAUCAAGAACAUGUUAUUAUGUCAUUUCAUGUAAGUUUUUAGUAGAUUCUCCAUGCUUUCACACAAACUCAACAGCAGCAUUAUGUUAUGUUUACGCUGAUAUUUUCAUGUGUAUCAUUUGUGUAUUUAAGAAAGGCUCAAAAUCUGACAAGAUAGAGCUUAGUCAUUACAAAGUUAAACAUUUCACUAUGCUUAUUGUACAAUUGAAAUAUAUUCUUCUGCAGCCUUAUAUGUGUAUAAAAUGAUUAAGCUGCAAAAUUUGGGCACUUGAAAAAUUGCUCAUUAUGUUAGAGUAUCAUUAUCAUAGCAUUCAGAGUGAAGUUGAAAUAUGAAAAAGAAAUUGAGUGAGUUUUGGAGAUAGCAUACUAAGUACCUCAUAGAAUGGAGAUUUUAGUAGAGAAUCAGACUUUUUUUGUGUAUAAUACCAUUUUGUGUAAAGGAUGUAUUUUUCCUUAGAGCAGUGUAAUAAAUUUCUUAAAAUAUAUAACUGUCAGUGGAACUAUGAACUAUUGCAUCUCACCAACAGAAGACACAAUUGUACAACCACCAUGCGUGCUGGAGGUACCUCAGUUUUACCUCUUAAAAAUUUCAGUCAUGAAAAUGUAGAUUUUUAUUUCAGUGAUGUCAUCUUUGCUCUUCAUUGUUGUUAUUUUAUACCCCAAUGUGUCUCAUUACUGUUAAUCAUCUGGAUAUCCAACUGCAUUUUGAUGAAUUACAAUAAUUAUUUACAUACGUAUUUAUUUUAAUAAUGCCAGUGCCCGGUCCAUAGCCAUUUUUCAAAGUUGAUGAAAGAUGUGUCUGUACAUGUAGCCAUCACUGCGUCUGUCGUCUUCACUAUGUGCACUCUGUGUCAUAAAGAACAGUGGAAAACUGUUUAACCUUUUGUUUUCAGACUUUCAGGACUGAAGUACAGUGAAAACGUGCAGGCCCUGAUAUAAAAUCAGCUUUAUUGGACCAUUUUUCCCAAAAGUUAUGCUAUUUUCUGAUUUUUUAUACAAAUAAUAUAAAAAACGAUGUACAGUUUGUCUCUAAACUUACAGAACUGAUGAAUAUUCAUUAAAUGCAGGCCUAGUUGGAAAUAAAAGAACUGAUGAACAUUCAUAAAAUACAGGAGUAGUUCAAAAAUCUGCUUGAUCUGUUUAUAAUUGUUGAAUGCCGUUUGUUUCAAUUAGUGGGUUUUUCCUCAGAUUCAAUUCUAAGGCAUGUUAACAGUCUCGCCAUUGAACUACGUAAUUAGAUUUGUAAGUGUUCUUUUGACAUUUUCUGCAGCUUAACAAUUUUGUUGAUUAUGUCAAUUGAAAAAGAUCGUAAAUUGGUUAUUUUGUAUAUGUAUAGCGUUGAAAACAGAAAGCUAUUUUAGUACAGUUA